Molecule: messenger RNA, 4899 nt
Organism: Diceros bicornis minor
Lineage: Eukaryota; Metazoa; Chordata; Mammalia; Perissodactyla; Rhinocerotidae
Gene: FRMD4A
Product: FERM domain containing 4A
Exons: 23
Coding region: 169-3249 (1026 amino acids)
Biological process (GO): establishment of epithelial cell polarity
Cellular component (GO): adherens junction; bicellular tight junction; cytoskeleton
Source: RefSeq, a predicted model, not a curated record
CGGCGGGGCGGCUGCGGGCGCCGCGGAGGAGGCGGAGGCGCCGGGCGCGGAUGCCGCCUGGUAGGCCACGGGCCUGCGCACCAGGGGCGCAUGGGACGCCGGUUUCGGUGGAUCCGCCCGCUGCAAAGCUGAAGUUCCUCGGCUCCCUGGCAGCGCCACCAAUAAAAGAUGACGGAGGGCCGUCGAUGUCAAGUACAUCUUCUUGAUGACAGGAAACUGGAACUCCUAGUACAGCCCAAGCUUUUGGCCAAGGAGCUGCUUGACCUCGUAGCCUCUCACUUCAAUCUGAAGGAAAAGGAAUACUUUGGAAUCGCCUUCACAGAUGAGACGGGACACUUAAACUGGCUUCAACUAGAUCGAAGAGUGUUGGAACAUGACUUCCCCAAAAAGUCAGGACCAGUGGUUUUGUACUUUUGUGUCAGGUUCUACAUAGAAAGCAUUUCGUACCUGAAAGAUAAUGCCACCAUUGAGCUCUUCUUUCUGAAUGCCAAGUCCUGUAUCUACAAGGAGCUGAUUGAUGUGGACAGCGAGGUGGUGUUCGAAUUAGCCUCCUAUAUCUUACAGGAGGCAAAGGGAGAUUUUUCUAGCAAUGAAGUGGUAAGGAGCGACUUGAAGAAGCUGCCAGCACUUCCCACCCAAGCGCUGAAGGAGCAUCCUUCCCUGGCCUACUGUGAGGACCGAGUGAUUGAGCACUAUAAGAAACUGAACGGCCAGACCAGAGGUCAAGCAAUUGUAAACUACAUGAGCAUCGUGGAGUCUCUCCCAACCUACGGGGUUCACUAUUAUGCAGUGAAGGACAAACAGGGGAUACCGUGGUGGCUGGGACUGAGCUACAAAGGAAUCUUCCAGUAUGACUACCAUGAUAAAGUGAAGCCAAGGAAGAUAUUCCAAUGGAGACAGUUGGAAAACCUGUAUUUCAGAGAAAAGAAGUUUUCCGUGGAAGUUCAUGACCCACGCAGGGCUUCAGUGACAAGGAGGACGUUCGGACACAGCGGCAUUGCGGUGCACACGUGGUACGCGUGUCCAGCAUUAAUCAAGUCCAUUUGGGCUAUGGCAAUUAGCCAACACCAGUUCUAUCUGGACAGAAAGCAGAGUAAGUCUAAAAUCCAUGCGGCACGAAGUCUGAGCGAGAUCGCCAUCGACCUGACGGAGACUGGGACGCUGAAGACCUCAAAGCUGGCCAACAUGGGCAGCAAGGGCAAGAUCAUCAGCGGCAGCAGUGGGAGUCUCCUGUCGUCAGGUUCUCAGGAAUCAGAUAGCUCUCAGUCUGCCAAGAAAGACAUGCUGGCCGCCUUGAAAUCCAGGCAGGAAGCUCUGGAGGAAACGCUACGCCAGCGGCUGGAGGAGCUGAAGAAACUCUGCCUCCGAGAAGCUGAGCUGACGGGCAAACUCCCCGUGGAAUAUCCCUUGGAUCCAGGAGAGGAACCACCCAUUGUUCGAAGAAGAAUUGGGACGGCCUUCAAACUGGAUGAGCAGAAAGUCCUGCCCAAAGGAGAGGAAGCCGAGCUGGAACGCCUGGAACGAGAGUUUGCCAUUCAAUCCCAGAUUACGGAGGCUGCCCGCCGCCUAGCCAGUGACCCCAACGUCAGCAAAAAACUGAAGAAACAAAGGAAGACCUCCUAUCUGAAUGCACUGAAGAAGCUGCAGGAGAUUGAAAAUGCAAUCAACGAGAACCGUGUCAAGUCUGGGAAGAAACCCACCCAGAGGGCUUCGCUGAUCAUCGAAGAUGGAAAUAUUGCCAGUGAAGACAGUUCCCUCUCAGAUGCCCUUGUUCUAGAGGAUGAAGACUCUCAGGUCACCACACUGUCCCCCUUACAGUCUCCUCACAAGGGACUCCCUCCUCGGCCACCAUCGCACAACAGGCCGCCCCCGCCCCAGUCCCUGGAAGGACUCAGGCAGAUGCACUAUCACCGCAACGACUAUGACAAGUCACCCAUAAAGCCCAAAAUGUGGAGUGAGUCCUCUUUAGAUGAGCCUUACGAGAAGGUCAAGAAACGUUCCUCUCACGGUCAUUCCAGCAGCCACAAGCGUUUCCCCAGCACGGGGAGCUGUGCCGAAGCAGGAGGGGGAAGCAGCUCCCUGCAGAACAGCCCCAUCCGCAGCCUGCCUCACUGGAACUCGCAGUCCAGCAUGCCGUCCACACCAGACCUCCGGGUCCGGAGUCCCCACUAUGUUCAUUCCACGAGGUCGGUGGACCUCAGCCCCACGCGACUGCACAGCCUCGCGCUGCACUUUAGGCACCGGAGCUCCAGCCUGGAGUCCCAGGGCAAGCUCCUGGGCUCGGAGAACGACACGGGCAGCCCCGACUUCUACACCCCACGGACUCGUAGCAGCAACGGCUCCGACCCCAUGGACGACUGUUCGUCCUGCACCAGCCACUCGAGCUCGGAGCACUACUACCCGGCGCAGAUGAACGCCAACUACUCCACGCUGGCCGAGGACUCGCCGUCGAAGGCGCGCGCGCGGCAGCGGCAGCGACAGCGGGCGGCGGGCGCGCUGGGCGCGGCGAACUCGGGCAGCAUGCCCAACCUGGCGGCGCGCGGCGGCGGCGCGCACGGCGUCUACCUGCACAGCCAGAGCCAGCCGAGCUCGCAGUACCGCAUCAAGGAGUACCCGCUGUACGUGGAGGGCGGCGCCACGCCCGUGGUGGUGCGCAGCCUGGAGAGCGACCAGGAGGGCCACUACAGCGUCAAGGCGCAGUUCAAGACCUCCAACUCCUACACGGCGGGCGGCCUGUUCAGGGAGAGCUGGCGCGGCGGCGACGAGGGCGACGCGGGCCGGCUGACGCCGUCGCGCUCGCAGAUCCUGCGGACUCCGUCGCUGGGCCGCGAGGGCGCCCACGACAAGGGCGCGGGGCGCGCCGCCGUCUCGGACGAGCUGCGCCAGUGGUACCAGCGCUCCGCGGCCUCGCACAAGGAGCACAGCCGCCUGUCGCACACCAGCUCCACCUCCUCGGACAGCGGCUCCCAGUACAGCACCUCCUCCCAGAGCACCUUCGUGGCGCACAGCAGGGUCACCAGGAUGCCCCAGAUGUGCAAGGCCACGUCAGCUGCCUUACCUCAAAGCCAGAGAAGUUCAACGCCGUCGAGUGAAGUUGGAGCGACCCCCCCAAGCAGUCCCCACCACAUCCUAACCUGGCAGACUGGGAGCUACAGUGAUAGCUGUUUCCUGGAUUCCUCCCUCUAUCCAGAACUAGCUGACGUCCAGUGGUACGGGCAGGAAAAAGCCAAGCCCGGGACCCUCGUGUGAGCCAGCAGGCCUCAAUCUGACCGACUCAACGCCAUUCUGAGAUCACCUCACUGCCUCUCAUUUGCCUUACCCAGACACACUGUCACCCUGCACCAGCUUCAGCCCUCAGCACUUUUUUUCUCCUGUCUCCGCAUUCCCUCACCCUCAAAAACCUGACUGAGGAGACAUUCUGGAAGGUUCCGGUCCCACUGUGUGUCACCUGGCUCUCUUGCCCACAGAGAGCCAGGCACCAAUCCUCAAUGGCACCUUGGGGGCUUCUCCCUGCCGUGACAGCCUCCAGGCCAGGAACUGUCAGGGUAGCUGGCUGGCAUCAAAUUCCUGUGGACACGUGGCAUUGGUAGAGACCAGGAAAGGGGACUUAAGUACAGGGUGAUCCAGAAAGACUUAUUAAGCUGUGGCCAGCCUGCCACCUGUAGGCCAACCAAGCACUUUGGGAAAAGGAUGCUUCCUGGGAAUAUUCAGUUGACACCUGAAAUAUUCCCUGGGCAUGGAGUGGCUGUUGGGGGAGGGAAGAACGAAAAAGGAGGCUUAACAUGUCCGAGAUGCAUCAGAGGAUCACAAUCAGUUCUAUGCUGCCAAAGAUUUAAAAAAUUAAAAAAUAAAAAAAAAAUAAGAGGGGCCAAGAGGAAGACAUUCUUUCUGCAAUGAAAUCUCUUCUUUUAAAUUCUAAACUGCUACUACACACCACAAGUGAAAGUCAACCAUUUGUAAAUUGUUCCCCCUCUUCAUCCCUCUCCCUUAACGUUCCACCUUCUCUCUCAGUCGAGCCUGAAAAACUAACCCAAUGUGAUGGUCAAGUCGGGGAGUUUUGGCUGGCACUGCUGACUUGGAUCUCCGUGAGUCUGGACACGAAGGAGAACAGACCUGUGGGGGGUGGCAGAGUGUCCUAUCAGCCCUGGUCUGUACGGGGUUCAGCCUAAGCCCAAGACACAAAGCUGCUUUCCUUUGGGGGUUUGUAGGAAACGUACAGUGAUGAUUGCCAAAAGUGGUUCUCUGUCAUUAAAACAACCAGUAAAAGUGUAUCCUAUUUUUUUGCACAAGGUGUUUCAUUUUAUUUUUUAUGGGAAACCAAGGGAAAAGCACACUGCGAUCCAUUCGAGUGUUUAACUGUUGUGGCUCAUUUUAUGUUUGUUAGCACUUGUGUGACAAAGAGCUCAGAUCCGACUUCUCUCGGUACCCGGUUACCAAUGUGUCACUUAGUCUAAGAACCCAACUAUGCCCUUACGUAGAAAGAUUUUACUCACGUCUACUAGCAGAGCAGGGUUGAAAAAAAUAUCAGCUCCCAGAGGACCUGGCCUAUAAGCCUACAUCAUCAUCAGCCAUCCUGAUGUACCAUAUUAGUCUGCAGAUACCAAAAGAGGAAGAAAGAAGGAAAAGAGAAAAGAGGUGUGUGGGAGCUGCUCGUUUACAUGUGUUUUGAGCUAUGCUUAAUACACAACUGGAAAGCCAUCAAUCUUCAAAGGCCUCAAAAAUACUUUUAUAAUAACAAGUGCACACUCUUAGUUGGGUUAUUCAAAAUGGCACAAACACGGUCUCCACAGGGGUGGUAUGCUGUGCUUAUUGGCGCAAGUGGCGGGGGGACAGUAUUUUUUCUCAUUUGUAAUGACUUUCUAUUGGAAAGGCAUUUGAUAGCCAGGGACAGGAGCCAGG